Leishmania braziliensis MHOM/BR/75/M2904 is the source of this 1968-nucleotide messenger RNA. RefSeq lists its product as hypothetical. NCBI's taxonomy places the organism in Eukaryota, Euglenozoa, Kinetoplastea, Trypanosomatida, Trypanosomatidae. The record is from RefSeq and is a predicted model, not a curated record. Bases 1 to 1968 code for a protein of 655 amino acids. The transcript has a single exon.
AUGAGCCGUCACAUUCAUGCCACUCGACAUGGGGCCGUGAAGUGUCCCCUCUGUGAGACCUACAUUGUGCCACGCGGCUUCUUCGCAAGCCUCACGAAGUUGAUUGAGCGCCAUCGCGACCGUCAACCAUCCACAACAGAAGUAAGCGGCUCACCACUGCAUUCGCCGUCCUCUACCAGUGCGGUGGCUUCUAGCUCUAACGGAGGUACCAAGCCUCUGACCACGAUCGCCAUCACUCAUGCCCACUGUAUCGGGUUACCAGACUUCAAAUGUUAUGAGAAGGCAGAUUUUGAGCUACCGGGCUCAGCACAGGACUACAACCUUCCCAGCGACUUUGCGGGCAGCGCACAAGGCCGAGGGACAAGUGACGCGCUAGUGCUAUGCGGUUCAGAGAAUGGCGGAGGCUCCCUCCCUCCGUUUCGCUGCAUGGAGUGCUUGAAUCUUUGCGGCACCUGGACGAAAGCUACAAAGCACAUGGAUAAGAGUGGACACACCCUUCCCCUCUGCGUGCAAUGUCUGGUGCGUCUCCGCUGCUUCGGCCCUCAACGACCAAUUAAGCACGAGGGGAGCACCGGUCACUGUGGCUUCUACGGUGUCUUCUACACCCGUCGUGACUAUCUCUGCGAUGUGCAGGCCCCGCGCAGCGCCUACAACUAUAGCAACUCUUACACCGGCCUCUCCACGCUCCAGUACAAGUGUGUGUGCGGCAUCUCCUUUCUCCAUCCUCUGCACCUCGCUGAGCACCUGCACCGGGUGCAUCACGCAACAUGCAUUAGGGACGAGGCUUUCUAUCGCCGCUGCGAGGCGCGUGGGACCCUGGUGGAGAUGAUGGUGCACCUAAGACAAGGCUGCACGCAGGCGGCGCCGAACGCUCAAACCACCGGUAGCAGCACCACCCUCCCCGACACGCCAGUCUCCUUGGCGAUGGGCAGCACUGCGCAGCUAUCGAUGGUCGGAUCGCCGACUUCUGCGGCUGCACUGUCAAAAGAUCAGGAGGACCAGGGUGAGACCAGUGGCAGUGGCGGCGACAAUGCUACAGGGGUGUCGUCUAUGAUUGAGGUGCCGGGGUUUUCUGGAGCGUCAUUCCUACAGUGGCGCCCACUUCUGCCGCCCAUAACAUCGGAUGACGUGCCGCUAAUGGACGAAUCGUAUGCAAUGUCGGGCGACAUCAGCAGCUUUCACGCGCGUACGCCGCAGCCGGCGUCUUCAUCCUCUCGCUUGGCCACCGCCAAGGUUCGCAAGGCGUCUUACGUCGUUCUGUACCAGUGCCGCGAGUGCCUGUUUCUCUUCUCCAGCUGGGAGCGAAUGGUGCACCACAUUCAUGCAACCGGGCACUGCCGCACGUACUGUUGCAAGUGCAAGUUAGAUCUGCCGCAGCUGGUGAGCCACCCAACGACGCACGAAGCGAGCGGUGCGUCACGAUCGUCAGCGCAGCUGCCGACGUACGGCGGUGCUGCAACAUCAGCACCUCCAUUGGUUUGCUCCACCACGCUCAACGACCAUCUCGACCACCUGCGUCGCUGUGGCGACAUUAUCGGAUUCCCCACAUCACCGAGGAGUCUUGAGGUGCUCGUUGACGUAAACGCCGAGUGUUACCAGGGCUCCCUCGACCCAGCACCGGACUUGUUCACUGGGGAUCGGGUCGUCAUGGCGUACCAGUGUCCGGCAGAGCACCUAGACUGCUACGAGGUCUUCCUGAAUUAUGGGAAUCUCGUAGAGCAUUUGAUGGCGACAGGGCACGGCUCGCAUCCGGGCUCAGAUAGUACGGAAGGCGCCGGCAACACCCAAACAGCGAGGCGACUCUCCUCCUGCUAUCCAAUGGUGACCUACCGAGCAAAAUUCACCGUGCUGCAGUUGCGUGAUCACUUUGGUUUCGUGCAGUGCUCUUAUUGUGAGUCAGCCGUGCCGCGGGAAGAGGAGGAGCUACACGAGGCACUCUGCAUCAUGCGCCGCCGCAUGAGCCAUUAG